This is a messenger RNA of Ahaetulla prasina, 939 nucleotides long. Its product is annotated as olfactory receptor 6E1-like. The annotation marks the transcript as partial. The record is from RefSeq and is a predicted model, not a curated record. Gene Ontology annotation, molecular function: olfactory receptor activity; G protein-coupled receptor activity. Gene Ontology annotation, biological process: G protein-coupled receptor signaling pathway. Lineage: Eukaryota; Metazoa; Chordata; Lepidosauria; Squamata; Colubridae. The transcript has 2 exons. Gene Ontology annotation, cellular component: membrane.
AUGGCAGAAAUAUUGAACAAGACAGUUAUGGUAACCGAGUUCAUUCUUGUAGGCUUCACCCGUAUCCGAUGGCUGCAGAUCCUUCUCUUUUGGGUUUUCUUUCUCACAUAUCUUCUGACCAUUGUGGGAAACCUUCUCAUCAUCUACAUCACUCUGGUUGACCAUCGCCUUCAUACUCCCAUGUAUUUUUUCCUCCGGAACUUUUCGGUCUUGGAAAUCGGAUUUAUCUCUUCUGUCAUCCCGAAAGCUUUGCUUAACUUGGCUUCAGGCGACACCACCAUUUCUCUGGCGGGCUGCUUCACCCAGGCCUUUUUCUAUUUUAUUUUGGGCACCGCUGAAUUCUUCAUUCUGGCCACCAUGUCCUUCGACCGCUACGUAGCCAUCUGCAACCCCCUGCGCUACCCAGUCAUUAUGAACAACCAGUUGUGUACUCAGUUAGUGGUGGGCUCUUGGCUGAUCAGUUUCCUUUAUGUCAUAAUACCCCUGAUUCUGUUAUUUUGUCUGCCCUUCUGCGGCCCAAACGUCAUCAAUCACUUCUUCUGUGACAACAUGCCACUCAUCAAGCUGGCCUGCACCAACACCCAAUUUUUGGAACUGAUGGAUUUUCUCAUGGCCACCUUUACGGUGCUGGGGACUCUGACCAUCACAAUCAUUUCCUACAUUAAGAUCAUUGCAACGGUCAUUCACAUUCCUUCCAAGACGGGCCGGCAGAAGGCUUUCUCCACUUGUGCUUCUCACAUUGUGGUCGUUUUCAUCACCUACGGGAGCUGCAUCUUCAUGUACGUCAAGCCCACGCAAAGUAGCGGGCCAGACCUCAGCAAGACGGUAGGUGUCCUGAACAACGUGGUCUCCCCUUUGCUCAACCCUUUCAUUUACAGCCUGAGAAACAGGCAGGUGAAAACAGCAUUCAAGGAUUUGAUCAGCGCUGUAGUAUUUUUA